Messenger RNA from Marchantia polymorpha subsp. ruderalis, 2732 nucleotides. The record is from the annotation of a GenBank genome assembly. Lineage: Eukaryota; Viridiplantae; Streptophyta; Marchantiopsida; Marchantiales; Marchantiaceae.
GUAGCACGUAGCAGGAGGAUGGUUUCGUUCUGCGUUGCUACCGUUCUCGCUCCCCCCUUCUUCAUCCACGUGGGGGCUGCGCUGUGACCUCCGACUUUUCCUCCCUCUCCUUCCUUUUGGUUUCGGCCUCCUGCCGAACUUCUGAUUGUGCCUGGACCAGGCUUCGUCCGACCUCUGUCGGCGCCAUGUCGAGUUCGUAAGCGUCUUUCCAUCUGCUUCGGUUGCUCGAUUCUCCGCCCAUCGAAUGCUCCAUCGAACGAUUUUCGAGGGAGCCGGCGGCGACGAGCUGGUCGAGUGCGCGCUUUGGAUUUUGUGUUUCCAAUUUCUGGAGAUUUGAGUGAGCGACGUGUGUGUCUGUGUGUCUGCGUUUGUUUCCGAGUGGUGAGUCGGUCACAGUUGAGGGAUUUGGUGAUUCUGUCCAUUUUUGGGGCUCGAGCGGCGGUCAGACAGACUUCGAGUUCGAGGUUUUGUCUUUGUCAGCGUCUUUUCUGAGGUGGAGAGGAGGAGGAGGAGGAAGAGGAGAGGAUAGGAGGAGCUGAAUUUGCGCUUCGAAGGUGCCCUUUUCUCCGAAAGACUCGGCUAUCUGGCGCGACACUGGUUGCAGCAUCCGGCGUCCGCCGCUUCUCGUUGCUUCCUCGCACUUCGUCUUUUGUCUGGACCCCGCCUCCCCCUUUCCUUUUUUCGAUUGCUCGACAUUCCAAUAAAUAAAAUCCCCCUUUCUCCUGCUCCUCCUCCAUAGCUUCCCCACUUGGCUUUUUCUGCGCGAAUCCCUCCUCUUCCUCGAGCAGCAUUCUCAUUCUCAGCUCGCAGCGAGAUAUAUACCCAUCGUACUAGUCUCUCUCGUCGGUGUCCAUAUCAUUAUCGAUUCUUCUCCAGCUCCUCGAAUUUGUCCGCCACCCAGCGACGCGGUUUGGGCUAUUUCCUUUCUUCAGCUCAUUAGCGUCCAAUUGGACUCGCAAUCUUCCUCGAGCUGUACGUGAAGACGAGACGAGGUGAGAUGAGAUGAUGCGGCACGAGAUGGUGUUUGAACAAGAGCGAAUCGAGUCGGCGGAUGUUGUGGAGAGAAGGGCGAGCGAUUGUUUCCAGCGCGUACGAUGAUUUGUCGAAUGCAAUCGAUUUAGGAAGCACUGCCCUCGAGGCGGAAUUUCCAUCCGUGGUGUCGCAGCAGCAGUGGGUGCUCGUGCGCGGGCACUUCGGAUCGAUCCAGCAGUUAGGGUUUUAGAGCUGCGGGAUUCCUCACUCCCCAUUACGCGCGACGAGGCGCGACGAGGCGGAUCAAAGCAUGAAUGGAGGAAAAUGCCCUCCUCCUCCAGCAGCAGUGGCAGUCGCAGAAGCAAGAGCCAUAGCACGAGCGCGAGCGAGAGGAGCAGCAGCAGCAGCCGAGGCGGCAGGUCAGAAUCGUACAUGGCUCAGCAGCAGGGCGACAGCAGCGAGCGGGAACAGCAACGGGGACCACUCUCGAGCGCGCAGCAGCUGCUGGAGGAAUUAGGGAGCUGGAAGCAGCAGCAGCAGCAACAACAACAUUAGGCGAUCGAUAGACGGGGAGGGAGGGAUCGAAUCGAGGGUGCCGGCUGGUGAUCAGCGGGCUAUUGGGGGCGGGGGUGGGGGAUAGGACAUGAUCGAAGAAUUCAGGGAGCGACGACGAUGAGUACCAACAGCACGACGACGGCGUUCACUGCGAACAUGAGCAGAGUGGGGCUGGGGUACGGGAUCGCCAUAGCCGUGGGCAUUCUGGUGCUGGUGUCGACGAUCAUGCUGGCGUCGUACGUGUGCGUGCGAGUGCAUGGGCGAGGGCAGCAGAGCAGCACGACCGCCGUCUCGCCGCAGCAGCAGGCGGGCGACGAGGCGGGGCCCAAUCGCGCCGAGUGGCCGUCCAUGACCGGGCUCGACCAGGCCACUCUCGAGUCCUACCCGAAGCUCAUCUACUCGCAGAGCAGCCCUCUUCCGCACGGCCCUCAGGACACCGCCUGCUCCAUCUGCCUGCAGGAUUACCGCAACGACGAGGUGCUCCGAAUGCUGCCCGAUUGCCACCACGUUUUCCACGCCCCGUGCAUCGACGCCUGGCUGCGCCUCCAUGCCUCGUGCCCCAUGUGCCGCAGCUCCCCCCUCCCCACCCCUCAGCUCACCCCCAUCUCCACCCCUCUCUCCGAGCUCAUCCCUCUGGCUCGCCACCCUCUCCAAGCCCGACCUCAUGUUUGAGCCUCUGCUCGAAUCCUCCUGCUUCGGGGCGAGCUUGGCUGAUUCUCGGGUAGCCAGUGCAUGGCAGCAUGGCAGGGCAGGGCAGGGCUGGGCUGGGCUGCGGUUGUCCUCCAUGGAAACAGGUUGGGGUCUAGGGUUUAUCGAUGGAUGCGGUGCUUUUUCUUAGGAGCUAGCUAGGACGGAGGAAUAUCUCCUGAUCAAGGUGCGGGAGGUGAAUGAUAGUGUACAUACAUCAGAGGCUCACGGCUUUGCUUUCGCCUGUAAAAUAUGUCGGAGAUGAUGAUGAUGAUGGUGGUGGUGGUGAAGAUAUGUCGGCGAGUGGCUCGAAGGGGCUGUGCUCUUUCUCGAUCUGAUUGUUUACGACGCAAAAGAAUCGUCAACCGUUUAGUCACACCCACGAGCAGCUCACUGCUGCAGCAGCAGCAGCAACAGAUGUCAGUCGUUGACACCAAAUGUACUCACUCAGUUAAAACUAAAAUUGCAAUUUUGUUUCUAGAGAUACAGUAAAAUUCAGGUCACUCGUUACUUGCUCG